Molecule: messenger RNA, 1609 nt
Organism: Ctenopharyngodon idella (grass carp)
Lineage: Eukaryota; Metazoa; Chordata; Actinopteri; Cypriniformes; Xenocyprididae
Gene: lgals3b
Product: lectin, galactoside binding soluble 3b
Exons: 6
Coding region: 1-999 (332 amino acids)
Biological process (GO): negative regulation of endocytosis; neutrophil chemotaxis; negative regulation of extrinsic apoptotic signaling pathway
Cellular component (GO): nucleus; immunological synapse
Molecular function (GO): laminin binding; IgE binding; carbohydrate binding
Source: RefSeq, a predicted model, not a curated record
AUGGAGAGGAGGCGGGAGAGGGAGAGGCUGGGUGGGAACUCUGGAGACACAGGAGACUUUGAGCUGGGUGGAACCAGCGGGAAUGCAGGAGACUUCGAGCUGGGCAGAACCAGCGGGGAUGAGGGAGACUUUGAGCUGGGUGGAACCAUCAGAGACACAGGAGACCUUGAGUUGGAUGGGAGCAGCUGGAUAUCUAGUUUAACACAACAAGUGUCAUGCUAUAAGUUCUAUCAUGUUCUGUUUCAGCUUUCAGAUGCCCUCGAUUUUUCACCACAAAACAACCAGCAAGCAGGAGGCCCAGUAUGGCCCGGCCAACCAGCCAACCCCACCUGGCCUGGCCAGCCUGCUAACCCCACCUGGCCUGGGCAGCCAAACCAACCUGCCUGGCCUGGGCAGCCAAACCAACCUGCCUGGCCUGGGCAACCAAAUCAACCAACAUGGCCUGGACAGCCUGGAUGGCCUGGACAGCCUGGACAGCCUGGGCGGCCUGGACAGCCUGGGCAGCCUACAGCUCCUGGGUGGCCUGGACCUGCACCACAAACCGGCCCUUAUGGUGCUCCUAUCCAAGCUCCAAAAGCACUAACUGUGCCUUUUGACCUCCCACUACAAAAUGGAGCUUUUAACAAGAUGCUUAUCACCAUCACUGGAGAGGUCAAACCCAACGCUAAAAGUAUCACAAUUAAUUUUAGCAGAGGCAACGACAUUGCGUUUCAUUUUAACCCCCGCUUCAAUGAAAGCGGAAAGCAAGUGAUUGUGCGAAACUGCAUGAUUGGAAACAGGUGGGGUAGAGAAGAACGAGAGCUCCCCUCCUUCCCUUUUGUCCCAGGAAAGCCUUUUGAGCUUAAGAUCUUAUGCACUGACACUGAAUUCAAAGUGGCAGUGAACAAGUCACAUCUUCUGGAGUUCAAACAUCGGGUCCGUGAGCUCAACCAGAUCAGAGCUCUUGGUAUCUACAAUGAUGUCACCCUUAACUCUGUAAAUGUGGAGACACUGCAGUGAGAUCAUACCACUGAUUCUGGAGCAGUUUUGUGUCUUAUGUCAAUGACACAUGCAAUGCUCAACCUGUUAAACCACAUGUGCAAGUUAUCUUACCUCCAGUAGUCAUAUAUUUUAAACACUGUAGUAAUGCUGUAGUUAGCUUUGGUACCUCUAGUGGGCCUUUUACUUUCUGGGAAGGAUUGGGUUGUCAUAAGGUUCAAUGACAGGGUUAAAGGGAAGAAAUAUUUUACAUGAACAUUGUGUUUUGUGAUAUUGAAGUACCAUUGUUGAUACUCUUACAAAGUCUGCUACAUUUAUGAUGGUGAUGAUGAAUGAGGAUGAGGAUAAUAGUGGAGGUUAUAGUGGGGAAUUUGAUAGUGGCCAAUCAGGAAUAAUGCAUAAUUAAUGUGAAAUUAGAACUGGAAUAAAGUAGGACUUUAUGAUUCUGUAUUACCUUCAACUGUAACCAGUGCCAAAGACUGUUCUUCUUAAAGGUCCUAUGAUUAAAGAAACAACAACUGAUGUAAACAUUGAGUGGUGGGCAUGUAAUUACAAUCCUCUGUGAGAUCUGUGUAGUACACUUUUACUGCCAGCUCCUAAUAUAAAUAAAAUAACAGCAGUGUAAACUGAA